AUGACAUCCCGGGAGCAGCUGGUGCAGCAGGUGCUCCAGGAGCUGCAGGAGGCGGUGGAGUCCGAGGGCCUGGAGGGUCUGGUGGGCGCUGCUCUGGAGGCCAAGCAGGUCCUGUCCUCCUUCACCCUCCCCACCUGCCGGGAGGGCGGCCCCAGCCGCCAGGUGCUGGAGGUGGACUCGGUGGCCCUGAGCCUGUACCCAGAGGACGCGCCCAGGAGCAUGCUGCCGCUGCGCUGCCAGGGCGAGGGCAGCCUGCUGUUCGAGGCGGCCAGCCUGCUGCUGUGGGGCGACGCGGGCCUCAGCCUGGAGCUGCGGGCGCGCACCGUGGUGGAGAUGCUGCUGCACAGGCAGUACUACCUGCAGGGCAUGAUCGACUCCAAGGUGAUGCUACAGGCCGUGCGCUACUCGCUCUGCUCCGAGGAGUCCCCCGAGAUGACCAGCCUGCCGUCCGCCACGCUGGAGGCCAUCUUCGAUGCGGACGUCAAGGCCACCUGCUUCCCUAACAGCUUCUCCAACGUGUGGCACCUGUACGCCCUCGCCUCCAUCCUUCAGCGCAACAUCUACUCCAUCUACCCCAUGCGCAACCUCAAGAUCCGGCCCUACUUCAACCGCAUCAUCCGGCCCCGCCGCUGCGACCACGUGCCGGCCACGCUGCACAUCAUGUGGGCUGGCCAGCCCCUGACCAGGCACCUCUUCCGCCACCAGUACUUUGCCCCUGUGGUGGGACUGGAGGAGGUGGAGGCUGAAGAGGCUACCUGCUUGGCCCCUGCAGCGCCAGCUCUAGCUCCGGCGCCACCGCCAGCCAAGACCCCGGAGCUGCUCACCCAGGAGCCUGGCCUCAGCUACUCCCACUUCUGUGAGCGCUACAGCGUCACCAAGAGCACCUUCUACCGCUGGCGGCGACAGUCCCAGGAGCACCAGCAGAAGUUGGCCACCCUCUGCUCAGCCAAGCAUGUCCUGCAGGACAGUGUCCGCCGUGGGGGCAUCAUGUCACUGCAGCAGUUUCUCCAGCGGUUCCCCGAGAUCUCCCGCUCCACCUAUUAUGCCUGGAAGAAUGAGCUGCUAGGCACUGGCACCUGCCAGCCGCCGGCCCCCAAGGAGGCGCUGGGCGUGGAGGAGCAGGAGAAGCUGCCAGAGGAGCCGGCUCCCGAGGGGCUGGGGUGCUCCAUGCUGCCCGGGUCCAGCCCCGGAAUGGUCCUCAUGCAGCGGGCCAAGCUGUACCUGGAGCACUGCAUCUCCCUGAACACACUGGUGCCUUAUCGCUGCUUCAAACGCAGGUUCCCUGGCAUCUCCCGCUCCACCUACUACAACUGGCGCCGGAAGGCCCUCCGGAGGAACCCCAGCUUCAAGCCGGCCCCGGCCGUCUCCACAGCCCAGGCUCCCCAGCCAGUAUCUGUUGGGGAAGAGGCUCUGCUCCCUGAGAAGGGUGAGGUGGGAGAGGGGCCAGGGAAAGCAACAGGUGUGGGGGGGUCACCCACCCCCCAGGAGUUCCUGCCCCCGAGGAUGCCCCUGUCCCGUCGGCAGAGGCGUCUGCGCAGGGCUGCCCGCAAGCAGGUGCUCAGUGGGCAUCUCCCCUUCUGCCGUUUUCGCCUCCGCUACCCUAGUCUGUCCCCCUCCACCUUUUGGGUCUGGAAGAGUGUUGCCCGGGGUUGGCCCAGAAGCCUGUCCAAACUCCAGAUCCAGGCUCCUACCCUGGGCAAAAGCGGGGUGCAGGAGGCUGAGGCGAAGCGAGAGGAAGAGGCUGGCAGGAAUGUGACAGCUGCCAUGGUCCCAGCUGCAGGGACCCCAAAGGUGGCAGCUCCUCCAGGAGAGGAUCCAGGGAAGGCCCAGGAGGGUCCUUCCAGAGAGAGGGCCCUGCCAGAGGGGGCCACGGCCCAGGGGUGGCCCCACAGUGGGUCCUGGCCCAGCCACCCUGUGGUGGCGGCGGCAGGUGGCAGGGACAGCCAGGCGCUGAUGAUGGACAUGCUCGCCACCACGAAGUUCAAGGCUCAGGCCAAGCUCUUCUUGCAGAAGUGCUUCCAGUCCAAGAGCUUUCCCUCUUACAAGGAGUUCAGCGCCCUCUUCCCCCUCACCGCCCGCUCCACCUACUACAUGUGGAAGCGAGCCCUGUACGACGGCCUCACCCUGGUUGAUGGCUGA
Molecule: messenger RNA, 2139 nt
Organism: Myotis brandtii (Brandt's bat)
Lineage: Eukaryota; Metazoa; Chordata; Mammalia; Chiroptera; Vespertilionidae
Gene: VRTN
Product: vertebrae development associated
Exons: 2
Coding region: 1-2139 (712 amino acids)
Biological process (GO): regulation of transcription by RNA polymerase II
Cellular component (GO): chromatin
Source: RefSeq, a predicted model, not a curated record